AUGAAGAAGCUAAGAAGAAGUACUAGGAAAGAAGAAAAGGCAUUAGUACAUAUUUCACAAGCAAGAAACCAAACAACAAAAAAACCAAACAAAGUUAAUAUACCUACCCAAAACCAAAAGUCCAAUUUCAAGAGACCAAAAGUGAAAUAUCAGGAAAGAAGAAUGUGUAUUAGUAAACGUAUUUUCAAGCAAGAAAACCAAACAACAAAGUUAAUAUACCCACCUAAAACCAAAAGACCAAUUCCAAACAAAGAAGCCAAGAAGAAGUACCAGGAAAGAAAAAAAGAUGUUAGUAACAUAUUUCACAAGUAA
Cetraspora pellucida is the source of this 312-nucleotide messenger RNA. Lineage: Eukaryota; Fungi; Glomeromycota; Glomeromycetes; Diversisporales; Gigasporaceae. The record is from the annotation of a GenBank genome assembly.